Trichoderma breve is the source of this 1500-nucleotide messenger RNA. Its product is annotated as major facilitator superfamily domain-containing protein. Bases 1 to 1500 code for a protein of 499 amino acids. The record is from RefSeq and is a predicted model, not a curated record. Lineage: Eukaryota; Fungi; Ascomycota; Sordariomycetes; Hypocreales; Hypocreaceae. Gene Ontology annotation, molecular function: transmembrane transporter activity. Gene Ontology annotation, cellular component: membrane. Gene Ontology annotation, biological process: transmembrane transport. The transcript has 5 exons.
AUGCUUGCACACAUUGAACAGCAAAACAGCCACUCGUCCGGCUACUCUGUGACUAUGGCGCCUUACGACAUGGAAGUGCUUGACGACACCAAGCAUGAUGGGGCUGAAGAGAUUGAGAAGAUGGAAGACGACACUGCCAACAUGAAGCCUACUAGUGAGACAUUCACUCCGGAGGACGAGAGACGGCUUAUUCGGAAACUCGAUUUCUGGAUUAUUCCACUUAUGAUGGUGACGUAUACACUGCAGAGCUACGACAAGGGUGUCAUGAGCGCCGCAACACAGUUCAACUUCAAUGCAGACUUGAAGCUCACCACGAUUAAAUACGCCAAUGCCUCGAUGAUGUUUUACAUCGGAUAUCUUGUCGGUACAUACCCGAUGAUGUUCUUGUGUCAGCGCUACUCAACAUCGCGAGUGGUGUCAGUCGCUACAUUCCUCUGGGGAGCUGUUCUGAUGUCCACGGCUGGCUGCUUCAACUAUGCCGGUAUUAUGAUCAAUCGCCUUUUCCUGGGUUUCCUCGAGUCAGCCGUUGCUCCCUCCUUUACUGUCCUGGUUACCUUCUGGUGGACACGAGAAGAGCAGACCCUGCGAACUGGGUUCUGGUACAGCUGUGUUGGAGUUGCCACAGCCAUAUCGCCCCUCAUCAACUACGGCUUGGGCCAGAUUCACGGCUCACUGCCUUCUUGGAAACCAAUCUUCUUGAUUCUUGGCGGUGUCACCAUCUUGUGGUCCAUUGUGCUCUUCUUCUUCCUCCCUGAUGACCCCAUGACAAGUAAACGGUUGACAGAAGCCGAGAGACACAUUGCUAUUUGCCGUCUCGAAAGAAACAAUGCCGGUACCGUAAGCCACGAAUUCAACAAGGCCCAGUUCUUCGAGGCUUUCCGCGAUUACAAGCUGUACAGCAGCGCCUUCAUAGUGCUUCUUACCGGUGUGCCAUCGGGAGCCCUUGGAACUUUCGGUACUGUUGUGAUUAACGGAUUUGGAUUCGACCACUUCGAUUCUCUGGCUCUAACAUGUCCCAUUGGAGCGAUUACUGCCACUUCGAUUCUUCUCUCGGGCUACAUCACACGGAAAUGGAGAAACAUGCGUUACCUGCUGAUUAUUAUCUGUGGUCUGAUCUCCAUCGCGGGCACUCUCAUCUGUGUUUUUCUCAUUGCUGUUCAAGUUGCUUCUGGAGGAAUUGCUGUCUCUCUGACGGCAUCGAACAUAGCCGGACAUACUAAAAAAUCCACUGUCAGUGCCUCGACCUUCGUUGGAUACUGCGUCGGAAAUGUCAUUGGUCCAGUGAUCUUUGGCGCGUCUCCGGGGCCAAUCUAUCACGCGGGAUUUGUAGGAAGCUUUGUCUGUCUGUGUGGAGUGGUGGUGAUUGCGUCCAUUACUCUUAUUGCGUUGCGUAUGGAAAACAGAAAGAGAGACAAGCGAAGCGGCACACCCAUGGGUCUGCACUCAAUUGAUGAGGAUCUUACUGAUAUCCAGAACAAAGAUUUCAGAUACGUCUUGUAG